AUGUCCUCACGGCCAGAUCUGAAGGUCGACGACGAAGUAGGAUUCAUCCGCUUCUACCGCUCCCUCCCCGAAUCAGACAACAAUGAGACCAUCCGUGUAUUCGACCGAGGAGACUGGUACUCCUCCCACGGCGCCGAUGCCGAGUUUAUCGCACGCACAGUUUACAAGACGACUUCCGUGCUCCGCAACCUAGGCCGUAGCGAGUCCGGCGGUCUUCCGUCGGUCACCAUGACCGUAACCGUGUUCCGGAAUUUCCUCCGCGAAGCCCUUUUCCAAUUAAACAAGCGAAUCGAGAUUUGGGUAUCAGGUGGCACGGGUAAAGGCAACUGGAAGCUUGGCAAGCAGGCUAGCCCUGGGAAUCUCCAGGAUGUCGAGGAUGAACUUGGUAGCGUGGGCGCAUUGUCUAUGGAGUCUGCGCCCAUCAUCCUGGCUGUGAAGAUCUCUGCGAAGGCUUCGGAGGCCAGGAACGUCGGUGUCUGCUUUGCAGAUGCGAGUGUGCGUGAGCUCGGUGUGAGCGAGUUUCUGGAUAAUGACGUGUACUCGAACUUCGAGUCCUUGGUUAUUCAGCUCGGGGUGAAGGAAUGUCUUCUGACUAUGGACACUGCGAAGAAGGAUGUGGAGCUCGGCAAGAUCCGAGCUAUUGCUGAUAGCUGUGGCAUCGCCAUUUCAGAGCGGCCUGCGGCGGAUUUUGGUGUUCGGGAUAUCGAGCAGGAUCUGACUCGCUUGCUGCGCGACGAGCGCUCUGCGGCUACACUGCCUCAGACGGAGCUGAAGCUGGCUAUGGGAGCUGCUGCCUCUUUGAUUAAGUAUCUUGGAGUGAUGAGUGACCCUACCAAUUUCGGUCAGUAUCAGCUUUAUCAGCAUGAUCUGUCGCAAUAUAUGAAGCUGGAUGCCUCGGCUCUGCGAGCUCUGAACUUAAUGCCUGGUCCCCGUGACGGAUCGAAAACCAUGAGCUUGUAUGGUCUUCUCAAUCAUUGCAAAACUCCUGUGGGUAGUCGCCUGUUGGCUCAAUGGUUGAAGCAGCCUCUUAUGGACCAGGCUGCUAUCGACAAACGUCAGCAACUUGUUGAAGCGUUCGUGGUCCAUACGGAGCUGCGCCAAACUAUGCAAGAGGAACAUCUGCGGGCUAUUCCUGAUCUUUACCGUCUGGCCAAACGCUUCCAGCGCAAACAAGCCAACUUGGAAGAUGUUGUCCGAGUCUACCAGGUCGCGAUUCGUCUGCCCGGAUUUGUCCGCGCUUUAGAAGAUAUUAUGGAUGAACAGUAUCAGUCGCCACUCGAGACAGAGUACACUUCUAAGCUCCGGGGGCACUCAGAUCACUUGGCUAAGCUUGAAGAGAUGGUGGAGACUACUGUCGACUUGGAUGCUUUGGAGAACCAUGAAUUUAUCAUCAAACCCGAGUUCGACGAAGGCCUCAGAGCCAUCCGAAAAAAGCUGGAUAAGCUGCGCUACGAGAUGGAUGUUGAACACCGACGUGUUGCAAAGGAUUUGAACCUCGAAAUCGAAAAGAAGCUGUUUUUGGAGAAUCACCGAGUCCACGGUUGGUGUAUGCGACUGACCCGGGCGGAGUCGGGUGUCAUUCGUAACAAAAAAGGAUACGAAGAAUGCUCAACUCAGAAAAAUGGCGUCUACUUCACUACCAAGGCUCUGCAAUCUCUCCGCAGAGAGCACGAUCAGCUCUCAUCCAACUACAACCGUACGCAGACAGGACUGGUCAACGAAGUCGUCAAUGUCGCUUCGUCAUACUGUCCAGUUCUGGAGCAACUCGCCGGUGUUCUUGCUCAUCUAGAUGUGAUUGUCAGUUUCGCACAUGCGUCGGUGAAUGCUCCUAAUGGAUACGUUCGCCCUAAGAUGCAUCCCCGUGGCACUGGCAACACUAUACUCAAAGAGGCACGCCACCCAUGUAUGGAGAUGCAGGACGACAUUUCCUUCAUUACAAAUGACGUUUCGCUAGUCCGAGAUGAGUCUUCUUUCCUCGUCAUCACCGGUCCGAACAUGGGUGGUAAAUCCACCUAUAUUCGCCAGAUUGGUGUGAUUGCGCUCAUGGCCCAGACUGGCUGCUUUGUGCCCUGUACCGAAGCCGAAUUGACCAUUUUUGACUGCAUUCUCGCUCGAGUUGGCGCCAGCGAUUCGCAGCUCAAGGGUGUCUCAACAUUCAUGGCUGAGAUGCUUGAGACUGCUAAUAUCCUUAAGUCGGCAACGUCGGAAUCAUUGAUCAUCAUUGACGAGCUCGGUCGCGGAACUAGUACAUACGAUGGAUUCGGUCUGGCCUGGGCUAUCUCUGAACACAUUGUUACUGAGAUCCGAUGCUUCGGUCUAUUCGCUACCCAUUUCCACGAACUGACAGCUUUGGCAGACCGAUACCCGAAAUCGGUCCAAAAUCUUCAUGUCGUAGCUUUUAUUGGGGAUGGAACUACGGAAAUGGAUGCAGAAGAUGGUGCGAAUAAGAAGCGCCAGGUUACUCUGCUUUAUCGGGUUGAGCCGGGCAUCUGCGACCAGUCUUUUGGUAUUCAUGUUGCUGAGCUUGUUCGCUUCCCAGAGAAGGUUGUCAAUAUGGCUCGUCAGAAGGCUGAGGAGCUUGAAGACUUUACUUCUGCUUCUGCCGAGAAUCCAGAACAGCAGCAGCCUACCCCUUCGCUGGAGAAGUACUCGCAAGAGGAAGUGGAGGAAGGAAGUGCGCUGCUGAAGGGCAUGUUGGUGAAAUGGAAAGCAGAGAUCGAAGGCAAGGGUCUGUCCUCUGACCAGAAGAGACAGGUCAUGCGUGACCUUGUUCGCAACGAUCCAAAAUUGCAAGCGAACAAGGUAUUCCAGGGCAUCAAGGCUUUAUAG
Penicillium chermesinum is the source of this 2829-nucleotide messenger RNA. RefSeq names its product mismatch repair ATPase MSH2. The transcript has 2 exons. Gene Ontology annotation, cellular component: MutSalpha complex; nucleus. Bases 1 to 2829 code for a protein of 942 amino acids. Gene Ontology annotation, biological process: mismatch repair; mitotic recombination. NCBI's taxonomy places the organism in Eukaryota, Fungi, Ascomycota, Eurotiomycetes, Eurotiales, Aspergillaceae. The record is from RefSeq and is a predicted model, not a curated record. Gene Ontology annotation, molecular function: ATP-dependent DNA damage sensor activity; mismatched DNA binding; ATP binding.